This is a messenger RNA of Sporisorium graminicola, 2310 nucleotides long. RefSeq lists its product as uncharacterized. Gene Ontology annotation, molecular function: DNA-binding transcription factor activity, RNA polymerase II-specific; zinc ion binding. NCBI's taxonomy places the organism in Eukaryota, Fungi, Basidiomycota, Ustilaginomycetes, Ustilaginales, Ustilaginaceae. The record is from RefSeq and is a predicted model, not a curated record. Gene Ontology annotation, biological process: regulation of DNA-templated transcription. The coding region runs from base 1 to 2310 and encodes 769 amino acids. The transcript has a single exon.
AUGGCCGGGUCGGGCGAUCGAAGUACCUCACGCGAGGCAAGGGUGCCAACAUUGGGCCUGGCGCUUUCCCGCCAAGCCGAUGGACCUUUGGCUUCGUCCAACAUACGACGUCAGCCACUCUCUCCCCCUCUACUACCGGCCGCGUCUGCAGGCUCAGCAGCCGCCUCCUUACCCCCGCCACCUCCGACUCGACUCCACUCGUACCAUCACCCCAUCGCCGCAUCCUACGCAUCCAGCAGCAACAGCAGCAGCAGCAGCAGCAGCUAUUUUGACCGCAGUCGACAGCCUCCACCGCCGUUGUGGAAAGAGCAACGUUCGCCUCCCCUCGAAGAUCGAACGUCCGAAAGCGCAGUAUCGCCCUCGUUUUCGCGCGUGUUACCACCUCUGUUGAGUUCAAAUUCAAGCAGCAACGUCUUUCAGCUGCCUUCCAUGUCCGCCAGCCUACCAUCCUCCGCGUCCUGGCAUGGGGCCUCCAACGGAGCCAACGUUGCCCCGUCCUUGUUCCGAGGCGCAGCGCAAGGCACCGAGCCGCGCAGGCCAGGCCACAAUUCCAAGCUCUUGUCGCUCUCUGGUCAGUUUAGCGACUUUCCUGGUCCAAGCAGACCUCUCUUGGCCGAAGCUGCGCCUGCUGGAAUGACCUCUCCCGGUAGCGACGAGGCCUCGCCGGCCGGUCGUAAACCGGUGAAAGCGCAUGUACCCUCGGCCUGCCUCAAUUGCAAACGUGCGCAUUUGGCGUGCGACGUGGGCCGGCCGUGUCGCCGCUGCGUCAACCUAGGCAAGAGCGACACAUGCAUCGAUGUUCAACACAAGAAGCGCGGUCGCCCGCGUCUCAAGGACCGCCCUUCGUCACAGGCGGGUAUGACCACGCUGCAGUCGCUCGAGGGCAAGAGCGACAACUCUGGCUCGCCCGCUUCCGCAUCGUACGCACGUCAAUCUCCCAGCUCCGAGUCUGGAUAUUUCCGUUCGCCAUCGCGCGCUAAUGAGCUCUUGUCGCCCCCGUCGCUCUCUUCGAGCACGGUGAUGCACGUGUCCGGCCGCACGCACGGUGCCGGGGCGCACCCACGCAGCGCCUCCAACUCGGUCUCUGCUUCGAGCUACCCUUACUCGCGACCGGAUCAUGUCCAUUACCCCGUGGAUGUUUCUGGCAGCCAUGGAGUUGGUCAUCCGACCCCUUCUUGGUCGUCACAGCAGUCUGGAUCGCAUGCGUUCGGUGCUGCUCCCCCGGUGUCUGGACGACACCACUCGCACUCGAUUUCGUACGAGCAGCAGUAUCACCCGCAAGCGUACCAGCGGUCCCCGCCGCAGCGGCAGCUGCAACAGGCACCAUUUCGACACGCGCCAUACGGUGCGCAGCAGUCGCCUGGUCCACACGCGGCGGCGUCCGAACUUGACACUUCGGACGGUGCGGUGUCGGCAGUUGUGACCAUUAUCUGCUCGACCAACCUGCAGUGCGCUCGCAUCUCGGAAGAGUGCAUGGCGCUACUCGGUUAUCAACCGACCGAGCUGAACGAGCGAUCGCUGUUUGAGCUCGUACACCCAUCCGAAGCGGGUCGUUUGCAAGAAAUUUGGAGCUCGCUGAUUGACCCGGUAGGCGUGAUCCCGCAAGCGGUACCGGCUGCUGCCGACGUGGUACGGAGCACACCUGCGGCCCGGCUCAUGGCACCAGCAGCAGGCACAAUCUUUGUGCAGGAGGACAUGCGUUUGAGACAGCGCAACGGGAUGUAUGACUUCUACAGCGUGCGACUGCACCUGGGAGGCGGCUUUGGUGUGGAUUUGUACCGAAGGGAGACGCUGGAUCGUGCUUACAUUGUUGCGAGCCUGCUCAAAUUGGGUAACGAUGCAGUGCACCCUGACCCGGCCGUGUUGCGCUCGCCUUACUUGCACGAUACCAGCCAGGCUGCUCAAGGUUUUCGUACUCCCUCUACUCCCUCAGCGACCGCACGAGCUGCACAGCCUGCGGAGCAACAGCAACGGCGUCAGCGUUCUGAAUCGGUCCACCUGCAGAGGCCUACGCAUCUCGAGAGCAACAUGCGCAGGAAUAAUGCACCACCAUCGCAGCACAAGAUGGAGACGGCCAACGUGUCCCGAGGCGUCAAGCGCAACAGUGCCGAGAUGGAUCAAGACGAGCCAGCCACGUCGUCUGGCGCAGCACCUCCUCUCAACGCAUCGUAUGCCAAAGAGGGCGGUGCCAACACUUCUUUGUAUGGCAGCGCAUCCAAAGGUGCUACUUUAUCACCGCCUCCCGCGACACGAUCAAUGCUUACCGAGCGCCCGCGCGGCUCCACGAGCCGUGACGGCAUCUUGUGCUGA